Nanorana parkeri is the source of this 360-nucleotide messenger RNA. RefSeq names its product ghrelin-like. Gene Ontology annotation, cellular component: extracellular region. The record is from RefSeq and is a predicted model, not a curated record. Lineage: Eukaryota; Metazoa; Chordata; Amphibia; Anura; Dicroglossidae. Gene Ontology annotation, molecular function: ghrelin receptor binding; growth hormone-releasing hormone activity. The transcript is spliced from 4 exons. Gene Ontology annotation, biological process: positive regulation of growth hormone secretion; gastric acid secretion; negative regulation of inflammatory response. Bases 1 to 360 code for a protein of 119 amino acids.
AUGAAGUCGGGUAAAGAAGUCGCCAUCUUCGGGCUCGUCGUCUUGUCCUGUCUCCUGUGGGCGGAGGAGGCCCACGCCGGUCUGACCUUCCUGAGUCCGGCCGACAUGCAGAAGAUCGCGGGGCGGCAGCCGCAGAGCAAGCUGAGACACGGCAAUAUGAAUCGCAGGGAGGCGGAGGACGGCCCGGGCGAGGAGCAGAAGGAGAUCGGGGUGACCAUCCCUCUGGACAUGAGUAUGAAGCUGACGCAGGAGCAGUUCCAGAAGCAGAAGGCGGCAGUGCAGGACUUCCUGUACACCUUCCUCUCUCUCGGGUCGUCGCAGGAUACAGAAGAGAAGAAUGGAAAUCUUCAGAGCCAAUGA